This is a messenger RNA of Oryza brachyantha (malo sina), 1440 nucleotides long. RefSeq names its product myosin-1-like. NCBI's taxonomy places the organism in Eukaryota, Viridiplantae, Streptophyta, Magnoliopsida, Poales, Poaceae. The record is from RefSeq and is a predicted model, not a curated record. Bases 317 to 1291 code for a protein of 324 amino acids. The transcript is spliced from 3 exons.
GAUUAACCGGUGAGAUCGAUGUUGCUGCGAGGAAGCCAAGCAACCACCCCAGCAGGCAGGCAGCGUGGGCGAGGCCGCGCGCGCUGGGCAGCAACGCCUCGCCACCACCUGAUUCCCUCCCCCCUGCCUGGCCUGCUGCUGCUCGAUCUUCGGGCGCCGCUCCUCUCUCUUCCCCUCCCUCCGCCUCGAUCGCAUCCAAUUUCAUGGUGAAAUGUUGCUGAGUUACGUGCGAUCGAUGAUCAGCAGCUAGACCGGCCGAUUGACCGGCAGGGAUAGCGUCUACGUGCUCCGCGCUGAGGGCGACGGCCAGCUAGCGAUGGCGGCGUCGUCGACGCUGUCGUCGGCGCUGAGCUCCAUGGAGGUCAUGCUGGACGCGCUCAUGCAGAGGGGAGUAGGGAAGCCGGAGGAGAAGCCCAAGGAGGAGGCGCCACCGGCGCUGCCCACGCGCCCCACGGUGAGGGGCAGGCUGCCGUCUGUGCAGAGGCCUGGUGCCCCGGCCCCGUGGGUUCACCCGCCACGGCAGCCACCAUUGCCGCCACCGCAGGAAGAAGAGGAGAGAUGCGCGGUCAAUCUGGAGCUGGAAAGAAGGGCCAUGCUGGCGGAAGAGGCGGUGAAGCACAGGGACGACGUGGUGAGGCAGAAGGACGACGAGAUAGCCGCGCUGCGUCAGCAGGUCGAGCAUUACGAAUCCAGGCUCUCGGAAUGCGAGGCGAGGAUGAAAUCCGUGGAGGAUGAGCUGCAGAAGCAGAUCACCACGCUGCAGAUGGCUCAGAGCAACGCGGUAAGGACCGGCGGAUCAACGGCACGCCACCGGGAGGAACCGUCAACCACAAGCGGUGCUGCCGGUGCUCCACCAGCUCAGUCCGUGGGGAAGCAGCAGGCACGUGUCAGCGCGGCCGGCCCCGCUGCCGUCGACGAGAGGCAGACCGAGGAUACCGUGAGCCGCUUGGCGACGGAGCUCCGGCGGGAGAGCGAGGCGUUCGAGCAGGGCGCGCGCGCCGCCACCGACGCGAGGCCGCCGACCGCCAAGUCGGUCGACGAGCUCAGGAGGCUGAAGCGGCAGUUCGGGGCGUGGAAGAAGGAGUACGAGGCCCGGCUGCGCAAGGCCAAGGCCGAGCUCAAGAAGCUCGUCCGCUCGGAGAGGGGGGCCAGCAGCCAGGGGAGCCGCCGCCGGUGCUGCUCAUGGAAGAUCAAGCUGCCGAAAUGCAGGCUUCUUCCCAAGUGCUGCGCUCUCAGGCUUCCGAGCCCACCCUCCUGCUCUUUCUGCUGCUGCUUCCGCCGCUGCUGCUAGCCACGCAGGAUCUGCAGACUCUUCUUGACUUGCCUAUUCUACUUGUACAUUGUUGUAAAAAUGUUGAUUGGUGAUCGAAUUGGCAAACGAAGAAUACUGGUCCUCGUGCAUGGCAUGGUAUUUGGUUACCUUUCUAGAAUGGAUUUUAU